Molecule: messenger RNA, 2778 nt
Organism: Guillardia theta CCMP2712
Lineage: Eukaryota; Cryptophyceae; Pyrenomonadales; Geminigeraceae
Exons: 15
Coding region: 1-2778 (925 amino acids)
Source: RefSeq, a predicted model, not a curated record
AUGGAUACCAGAGUGAUUCUGGAUGAUGAUGCGGGCUCCCUGGUGGAGAGCGACGACGAAGAUAUACUGAGACAAACCUUCGCAAACCUGAUGAACAAGUUGGUGCGUCCGAAUGGAUCUGUUUCUAUGGGCGUGUACCAUGAUGCGCCUCUCCAAACAAACAUAUCGUGUCACAUCAAUUAUCCCAAGGGCUCCCCUCUCAAAAAGGCUCAAAUCGACCAUGAGUCGGUUCAGCAAGCUGAAUCGCAGCAGCAGCAUCUUCAGAAAUGGUUGAAUGAACAAUAUGCUGUCCAUCAAUCCAGUUUGCAAAGGCAGUUUGACGACUCGAGUUCUGCCAUAAGAGAAAUGUGGAAAGCUUCAGAGAACCUGAACGCAAGUCAGCCUGGAGGAACGAAUGAUGCUGAUCACGAGGAGGCGGAGCUGAUCUCAAUGUUUCAAACUGUCCGUGCUGAACUUCAUAAGAAUGUCAAGGAGUACAAUGACAAUGACAGGCAUAUGGAUAGAGGAAGAGGUUAUUCCCGUGGCUAUGCCAAUAUCCAUGUCGGUCAACAUGAUUUGGAAACGAAAUGCUUUACAGAACCGCACCUGACUCCGUCGGAUCGAAUCAGAAUCAUGUGUUUGCCACCUCAUUCCAAGCCUCUUCUGGGCAAUAGCGAAUCCAAGGGGGGCAGUGAAGAAUUUUCUAUCGGCGCCCUGUCCUUGGCAGCGACGACUUCCAGGGAGCAACUAAGAGCAUCAUAUUCGCAAGAUAUUCACAGUGACCAAGCCAAGAAGCAAGAUAUGUCUGUGAAGCACCAUGAAGCAGAGAAUCUAGCCAGCAAAUUCGAUCCAAGAUAUUGCAAUUGCAUCAAAGAAACACCGGUCGUCGAUGAAAACCUGAGCAAUACUCGAGAACGCUUUACAGAGCAAGACCAUCAGAGAAAGCGAAAUCAAAAUUCAGAAAAGAGAUCCUUUGGCGGAAGGCCCAAGACCGCUCCGAACAAGAGUGGAAGGCUUUAUGCUCAGAAAACGGGAGAAAAGCUUUCUGAGAAAGGUCGCAGCCAAGAUGGAAUUACUGUGUCUUUGUCCAAGCUGAAGAAUGACAUUGAGGUGCUACGCAAAGGCUACGAGAUGGGGAAAUCCAACAUGGAAUCCUUUCAGGAAUCUAGAGUGCAGAGAAAAGCUCAGCAACAGACUCUCGGUAAAAGUGCCAAGACUGUGAGCAAACCUGCUCGAGACACUGUGGCCCAGAACCCCAACCCGACCUGGACUCAAAAGUUGCGAGAAAUGGAUCGCAUGGCCCGAGACAUCGCGCCAAUUUUGGAGCUUUCGUCAAGAGUUCAAUCUCUCAAGUCUCAUGCCAAACAGCAUGGACCCAAGCCUUCAGCUAAGGAUGCAAGGCUGGUCAUGUCGAGCCCAGAAAAGGCAGAACUUGGCUCGCGACAAGCAUCGCAGUUGAACCAAUCCCGCAAGGAAGCAUGGGCGGAAUCGCAAGAGCCCAGUGCACGCUCGAAGGAUCUUGAGGUGGAGCAGCAGGUGGAGGGUCAGGACUUGCAGAUGAGCAACUCUCUGUAUGCCAAAGAAGAAGCGAUGGGCUUGCGACCCAAGAGCAGGAGGGGAAGGGGAAUCAGGUCUCGUGAGUACGAGGAGGAUGCUCACAGGAUGGCAGAAGAGGCCCCCAUGGUAUGCGACGACGAGGACAGCAGAGGAUCCCAAGAUAAAGGCAAGUACGAACCUGCAAUGGAACGGGUUGAGUACAAGGAGCCGGAUACCACAGCUGGUUCCUUCGUGUCGUUUGAUGAAGCCACUGGCGCCAGACCCAAGUCGCGACGGGGGCGCGGGAUGUACGUUCGCAGUCAGAAUAACUACAUGGGACUGACCGGCGGAGACAACCUUGUGGGCGAGGCCCCUCAGCUCGGCGACGAUGAAAGAAGCCACAUGACAGACUUGGCUCAGGUCCCCGAGGUCUCGAACGAGGACGACAACGCUGAUCAGGCUACAGCCGGCAGCGGGAGUGAUCAGUUCCUGCCCAAGAUUGAUGAAGCGAGAGGGGUGCGGCCACCUACAAGACGAGGAAGAGCGUCAGCGCGAGGACGAAGCUCUCAGCGGACGGAUGACGUGGAUGGGAGGCAAUACAGUGAGGCUGGAAACGAAAUAUUCUCAGACUGCACGACUCCUGAUGCUCCAGAAGAAGUGGACGCGAUGGUUGUUCCCCCAGGGGCUGAAGGGAUGGAAGACGGAGAGAACCAUCAGAAUCAUGUGCAUAACGGCGCGGAUGUUCUUUCCCAGGAACCCAAGUACGCUCUCGAUGAGACUCAGAAUGGUAAAGUGAAGCACGUCGCAAACGGGAGAGCGCAUGUUGUUAGAGAUCAGGCGCCGCAAUACGACUCGCUGGAUGAUGCGCUUUCGGAUGAAGUGAACCAGGAGAGGAAGGAGGCGAUGGCUGUCAACGGCGAUGAGUUGCACGUGGCGAAGACCAUCGCUGUGGAGGACCAUGUGCUGCGGAACAACACUGUUGUUGACCGCCUGGAGAUCAGUGACCUCGACCUAAACGAGGGGGCGGUUCAUGCUGAGAAUGGUGCCACGUCAUCCCACCGAGAGGACGCGCGACUGAACGGAACUCACAGAAACGACUUGUCACACUCAGAAGGCGGUCGAGAACACAUUGACGAGAGUCAUGCUGGGAUACAAGGGAUGUGGAGGAGACAGGAAGACAUCUUGAGGCUGAUGCAGGAGAAGCGAAAUGAGAUCAUUAUGCGAGCACAUCAGAUACGGCAUGAGAUGUACCAGGAGCCUUAG